AUGACUGCAAUAUACCUCCAUUCCAUCCAUCAUUUGCCAGUCCUUCAAGUGGUCGUGUUCUUGCCCAACGGUCCUGUGGUUUGCUGUGCCACAUAUGGAGCCCGCAUCGAGGUCAGAGUGAAAGCCGAAGCCUGGCAUUCCUGGGUGAACAGCACAAGCAGGUCCGGUGUUGCUGAUGAACUUAGCUUCCGUGUGCGGAAGUUGGACGUGGUUUGCAGCCGGGUAUCCGAUGCAUUGAAACUCGUGGACGACCUGCUCGAGCUGCGCGAAUGCGCAGAUCAGGUGAUGAAGGCUAUCUCUUCUGAAGAUUUCGAACAAGCGGCCAGAUUUGUCUCUCGCUUCAGGGCGUCCCAGGACAGUCUGCCGCCUGGCACUGAUGAUGCAACCGUCCGCACCCUGUUAGAAACUCAGAGACUGAACGGCAGUCGUCAGGAACGGCAGUCGUUCCAGGGCAUCGUUCGAUGUCACCGGAGUCAAGGUGGAACGAAGUCAUAG
This is a messenger RNA of Symbiodinium necroappetens, 495 nucleotides long. Lineage: Eukaryota; Dinophyceae; Suessiales; Symbiodiniaceae. The record is from the annotation of a GenBank genome assembly.